Thelazia callipaeda (thelaziosis nematode) is the source of this 1440-nucleotide messenger RNA. NCBI's taxonomy places the organism in Eukaryota, Metazoa, Nematoda, Chromadorea, Rhabditida, Thelaziidae. The record is from the annotation of a GenBank genome assembly.
AUGCAUGGUUUACUGAAUUCGCUGAGUUCGUUGGGCAGACAAGUGCGCUGUUUCACUACUGUCUCAGGUAGAUUAAUGAGUAAUAAGAUCAAAGUAGCAAAUGCGGUUGUUGAUUUGGAUGGAGAUGAAAUGACAAGAAUUAUUUGGGCCGAUAUCAAAAACAAGGUUGUUUCUAUAUCUAUUUUCGCUUGUUCUUUCAAUUUAGCACAACAAGCAGAAGUAGGAAUAAUUUGUUCAACUCAGUUGAUUCUGCCUUAUUUGGAUAUUGAUAUAAAGUACUACGACCUCGGCUUACCCAAUCGAGACAAAACCGACGAUAAAGUUACUUUAGAAGCUGCUGAGGCGAUUAAAAAAUACAAUGUAGGAAUCAAAUGUGCUACAAUUACACCUGAUGAAGCUAGAGUGAAAGAGUUUAACUUAAAAAAAAUGUGGCUGAGCCCAAAUGGUACUUUGCGAAACGUGCUUAGUGGAACCGUUUUUCGUGAACCAAUAUUAUGUAAAAAUAUACCAAGACUUGUGCCAGGAUGGAAGGAACCAAUCGUCAUUGGACGUCAUGCAUUUGGCGACCAGUAUAAGGCAUUGGAUAUUGUUGUCAAAAAAGGCACAGAAUUUCAACUUUGUGAAGUUAUUGGUGGAAAUGACAAGCGGCAUGAUGUAUUCACAUUUAGUAAAAGCGGUGGAGUUAUCAUGGGAAUGUAUAAUACUGAUGAGAGCAUUACAGACUUCGCACAUUCAUGUUUUCAAUAUGCUUUAUUUAAAAAGUGGCCUCUCUAUCUUAGCACCAAAAAUACGAUAUUAAAAAGAUAUGAUGGGCGUUUCAAAGAUAUUUUUAUGGAUAUUUAUGGAAGAUUUUAUGAAAGUGACUUCAAGAAGGCAAAUAUUUGGUACGAACAUCGAUUAAUUGAUGAUAUGGUCGCUCAGAUGCUGAAAAGCGCCGGUGGGUUUGUUUGGGCAUGUAAGAAUUACGAUGGUGAUGUUCAGUCAGAUGUUAUCGCUCAAGAUAUUUCAAAACAGCUUGUAGGUUAUGGAUCGCUAGGUUUAAUGACAUCAGUACUAAUGUGCCCGGAUGGUAAAACGAUAGAAUCAGAAGCAGCUCAUGGUACUGUGACCCGACAUUACCGAGAGCACCAAAAGGGUAAGCCAACAUCGACAAACCCAGUAGCCUCUAUAUUUGCGUGGUCAAGAGGGUUGGAUCAUCGUGGUAAAUUAGACAAUAACGAUGAACUUCGAAGGCAGUUUUUUACAUUGUUUGCGCGAGCUUUAGAAGAGGCAUGUGUGACAACCAUUGAGAAUGGGAAGAUGACGAAAGAUUUAGCAAUUUGUAUACAUGGUCAGAAAGGUGCAACACCUAGUACUUAUCUGAAUACGGAAGAUUUUUUGAGUGCCGUUGAUAACAAACUACAGCUGCUAAUGAAAGUAAAUAUGGCGGCUGAAAAGUAA